UUCCUUUUUGGAUGACCGUCGACGAGCCCACGACGGGCCAGCCAUGCGGUGCUAUCUUCUCGCUUGAGAGAUACGCCCAAGGAAACGUUUCGUUGCCACCUCCGACGGUAGUGGUUCUGUGACGUCGUAAACGUCGUACGAUAAUUGUGCUUGGUUGGGUCGUUGGAAAACAGGUGCUUCUGCCCGGGGACAUCUUGCAAACGGAGGCCGAGAUGGCCAGCCAGCAGAUCAAGAAAAAGAAAAAGACACUGGACAAGAUCAGCCUUCCCAACUACUCUCAGCAGGAUACCAGCACUUUCCGAACAAGUAUGCACAUGGAGCUUGUGGAAGCUGAAAACGACGAUGCUAAAGAGGAACCCCCUCCUUCCAAGAAUGCGAGCACGAUCGUUAUCGAGACGACAUUGAAGAGUCCGGAAGCCAAGGAGAAAAAAGAGGAGAAGGAGACAAAUGGCGAGCAAGGGACCUAUAGGAAUAUGGGCCCGACCUUUAAGGCCAAGGCAUCGAAUGCCGUAUGGAGUCCAUGGAGCAGUGAUAGGAGUACAAAACCACAGGACAUGGAACAAAACGAUUCUGCAGAAACUGCUGCUAGCGAUAACAUAACGAACGGUGUGUCCAACGAAAGGGGCGAUGACAGACCUUCCUUCAAGCCGGUCAAGUUUAGCCCACUACCGGUCCGGUCGCAGGCAAUAAACGAGGCCAUGUCAGUCGACUCGCCGUCUACAGUGUCUUCUGCUACGCCGAGUGCCACGUGGAGUCCCGUCAUCCAACACAAAAAUGAUGAGAGCAGCAAAUGUUCCGAGGUGUCUCCCACUGAACACUCCACAAGCACUGCCAUGCAAAUCAGUCCUCAAGUAACCAGUGGUACAGAAUCCCCAGUGGGUCUGUCGCGGAGUGGUUUGUCACUGCCUCACUACCAGAACCCCACCAUAACACUACUUCAGAAGGCAAGAGAAGGGCACAUUCCACGGGGAGCUCUUUACAUUGACGAACACCCGAGAGCACAUCAUAGAGAAAUGGGAUAUAAUGAACCGUACAUCUACGAUGAGAAGACAACGGUAGACGGAGACCAGGUGCACAUGGACACAUAUUACGCGAUGCGGACCAAGCAGGACCUUGGGAAAACGAGCACGCUUGUGAAGGCGCCUUCCAAGUAUGAGGGCAUUGGACCCACAGUGAAUGGAAUACCUGUCAGUCUACGAACUGAUGCACUUGGUGAGCAGAAUGUCAAAGAUGAAUAUGGUAGUGACUGGUACAAGACAAUGUUCAAGAGGUUGCACAAGCAUGGAGAAAACGGGUCAUUCACAGUUGGCUACAAGAGGAAAGGAAAUCGACACACAGACGGGUACAUGUCAGAGCCCGAGUUCAGCAGGAACACCGAGAAAGACACACCUAUGUUUGGAGGACGAAGCGCCAAGAGGGCGAUCAGCAGAAAUGCUCCCGGCAGUUUCUCUACUGACUCCUUCAAGAUUCAACCAAGGAGCAUCACAGAGUACGAACCUGGGCAUUCUUCGAUUGCCGAUCGUGAAGCUGUGGUUUCUAGGUUCUUGCCUCCGCUGGAUGCGCCAAAGCCAAGCUACACAAUGAGUGACGGGUACGAGUCAGACUCUACACUAAUCCACAAGUCUGGCCGCUCCAUAAACCACCUGGAUCCCAAACAGCAGAAGGAGUGGUACAGGGCCAUCCAACGUGGAGAGGACAUUCCCUUUGAAGGGUUGGGCAAGCCUGCUCCUCGAAAGCCAGUCGAACCAGUUAUUGGACCGUACCCCCCGGACAAUUCAGAUCUCGACGAAUAUGAAGCUCAGCUACAUCGUUACCUGGACACCGAGGUGAACAUUCACUACAAGAGCCCCGUGCACACGUUGGAGAAGGAGUACGUGGAAGAAGACGAGCUUCGUCGGAGGCAAGAGGUUGCCAUGAGAAAAUUCUACGAAGAAGAAUUUCACAAAAAGCAGAUGCAGCAGGUUGCAGAGAGGGAAAUGCGACGACACAAUGAUUUCUUCACUCCUUCACAGAAGUCUCCCAUACCCCUCAAUCGUUACGAGAACACAUUUCAGACGUCGCCAAAGUUUUCUCGGUCGCAUGCCACCCGGACGUUAGCUCGCGUCCUGUACAACUUCACGGCACAAUCUUCCAAAGAGCUAAAUUUGAGGAAAGGAGACCUGGUGUACAUCAUUCGCAAGCUCGAUCGAAACUGGUACGAAGGGGAGCAUCACGGCCUGGUUGGCAUCUUCCCCGUCAGCUAUAUUGAGGUAAUCCCUCCAGAAAAUGCACAGCUACAACCAAAGAAGGCCCUCGAAGGAUUGGCACGGGCAAAGUUUAAUUUCUGUGCGCAGACGCCCGUAGAGCUCUCGUUUUUCAAGGGGGAGACUAUUGUGCUGAUGCGUAGAGUGGAUGCCAAUUGGUACGAAGGCCGCAUUGGCAACAAGAGAGGCAUCUUUCCUGUCUCGUACGUGAACGUGGUUACGGAGCCCCAAGAACUUGCUUCUUCCAUCUCCCCCAAGCCUCCUGCAAGCCCUGUCUACAGCCCGCUUGUUAAUGGCGGUUCUUUGCACAAGAGGCCUGCACAUUACAACUAUGAGGAUGCUCCACCUAGCCAACCCAGGGACAUGACACGCAGCACUGGCCUCCACAUAGAUACCUACAAUGACCCAAUCUCCUACCGGGUGCUAUACCCAUACAAGCCCCAGAACGAAGAUGAGUUGGAGCUGUUUGAAGGGGACACAGUGUAUGUCAUAGAAAAGUGCGAUGAUGGGUGGUAUGUUGGAUCGUCACUCAAGACUGGACUCUUUGGUACCUUCCCUGGAAAUUAUGUGGAACGUCUAUAAGACAAAUAACCAGCACUUGCUGACUCUUAGACGGAGGACACGUCACAUUUCUUCACCAUACAAGAUGGCAUUCGAACCGCAAAUGUGGUUUGGGUAUCAUACUGGCGUUGCCCAGUAGGCGUUUGUUCCUGGUAUACCAAGUCAUGUUUUAGUCACAUUGUACAAAGCUGAAGUUUAUUAUUAUUAUUAUUAUUACUACUAUUAUUAUUAUAUGUAAUACAUCAGGUAUUAUGCAUCAGUUGCACUACUAAUGAACUUUUAACUCCAAGUGUGGGCCGUUGAAAUCUGCACACGCAUAGCCACAUCAUUGGUCUGGCUGAAGCAGUUUACGAAAUGUGUUUGAAUUGACUCUGUCCCUUUUAUUCGCACGGAAAAGUUUUUACGGGACAUUAACACAAAUAACAAGAUUUUAGUAUUUACACUGAUGGAUGUUUUACCUCAUUGUCACACACUGUAGAAUCCAUUUAACGCGGCCAAUGAAACCGGUACUCGACGGCAGCAGAGGAGAUUUAUCGCUAUUAGCUAAGCGAUAGCCCCAUAUAUUACCUGUGAAAUUACAAGGUGUCUUCGGACAUUGAGACGAUACUGCCACGCGUGUAAUGUUAAGCAACGUCUGGCAAAUGCACUGUUAUAUCUUUAUUACGUGAGAGAGCGCACAACUGUGACAGUAUCCCCGAGAUGUCAAAUGUUUGUGAUCAGCAUUUUACGUACGGUUAUAGUAUACGAUGUCUUAAGGGACGCGCAGCUUAUUUAUUAUAGGGAGGUAUCCUGUGGGGAGAAGUGAUGUUUUUAUGGUCACUGUGGCACUUUGUACAGAAAGUAUCCGUUUUGUGACGCCAUGAGAAAGUGGGUACAGUUCAUUGCUUGUGAUGUACAAAGUAAUUUAUUCUACACGACAGGUUGCACAUGCAACGAGCAGCCACCUCUGCUGUUCAUAAGCGCCGUAUUGCAUUUACAGGACUUCAGAAUGUAAAAGUACAAAAUUAUAUUUUCCAGUAUAACUGAUAGGCUGCCGUAUCUGGUACAUCUGUGUAUAAUACGUACGGUAUGAAUUUGUCCGAGCUGGAACGCCAGAUUCGUGUGCCUACAUUGCAUUUGCUAAAUGAGCUCUUUUUUGUAUGUAUCAUUUCUAGAUAUGGCAGCGCCCUCAAGUCAAAAGUCUAAAGGUGGACAAAAAGUAAAAUCUUGGGUGUUUGAGAGAAAUAACGCGAAAUCUGUAACAUCAGUUCUGCGACCCUUCAAAUUUAAGCCUCUUGCAUCUGGUUUCGAAUCACAGUAAAAAGUAACAGCAGGGUAGAUUGACAACACUGAAACAUGAGCAUUGAGGUUAUUCCUGUCUCAGUGCGUUGAAGUAUUUUACUUGCAAUGUCAGAAAUUCAAGUAAUAUCUUCUUUUAGUCUCUCUAGCUUUCAGUUCAUGCCAAAUGGUAUUGAAGGUGUACACUGUUAUUCCAAACAUAGCACCAUUUUUAUACUUUGCUAUGCUCGUGGAAGUGACUUCGGUUUAAAUAGUGUACUAGUAGCAUCAAGUAACGCUUGUAAGUAAAAUCUCUGAAGCUUCCUGUACUAAGAGUAUAUUUUUGCUGCUUCACAAUACCUGUGUGUGCUUCAAGCAAGUGUGCCUUUUCCCAAAACGAUUUGGCAAUAGCAAAGUUAUUCUUGGCACAAUGCCAACUUUAGUACCCGUCCAGCAUAGUGUAGGCUUGCCUUAUGCUUCUGAAAUGCUCUUUCCCUCAAAUUUACCGAGUAUCAUGUGAUACAAUGUUCCAUCCAUUGUAUGCAUCGUUAUUUUCUCUAUUAUAUACCAUGCUACUUGUUUUUUUUUUUGCAGCUGUUGAGUGCUAAAUGUUUCUUUUUUUUUUUGCCUUUCUUGCAUGUAGGGAAUUCUAGCUGUCUGUACAUGGUUGCAGAGAGUCUACUGGCACUCAUUAGCGAUUUUGAGGUAGAAAGAUGGAGUUAGGUGCAAGUUUGUGACCGUGGAAUGUGCUGUGUCGCAAGUGGUGCCAAAGAUCGCAUUGCAACGAUAGUGAUUGUGCAGUUAUGCUUUGAAUGUUGUAUACUGUGCAUACUCGCUGACCUGCCAGUACCAUUCGCAGUCAGUGCCUACUAUGCUGCAUACCGUAUUGAAAGUUUGUACCGGUGCACAUUACCGAGAAAUGGUCAGGUGGUAAAGGCCGCAAGUGCCAUUGUAUGGGGGGCACCCCAGAGAGUAAGUUGACAAAUAAGCUUGCACGGAACUUACUUUCUGGAUGUGCCUCAUACGAUACACGCUGAGACACUCAUUGACUAACAUUCCGCAGCAUUAUUUCUGGUGCAGGUAUUGUCCCUUAAAGGAGCAUGGAAGAGACUUGGAACACAUAUUUUUUUCACUGAAUCAUACGAGCAUGCUACCAACAGGAACCGUCAUGCAAAAUAUUUCCUUUGGGCAGUGCAAAUUUACUUAGAAAAUUGCUUUGCAAGAGAGCACGCAGCAGAGAUUACCUCGCCAAGUGGCUCCUCGCGUCUCGUGAUGUCAGGUCGCAGAGGGCUCUUCAUUGGCCACCAAGAAUCAUCUGCUAGCGCGAGCGACUAGUCGGGAUGGGAGAGGGGCAGCGCAAAACGCUACUGCAAAGGAAAGAAAGAGAAAAGGAGCCGCUCGCCUCAGUAUUGGUGAGGCACAUGACGUUGCAGAUCCACAGUCGAGGAGAGCGGGUUUUCUGACCUGCGAGAUUUAAAGCUCUCUUGCGCUCCAGGAUUACGCGCUGCACUCGUAGUUUUUGUGCGAGUGUGUGCGCCCCAGGGCUUGUAUAAUCCUAAUUUCUAGUUCUCCCAAGAUGUUUGUACUCGAGUCUUUCCACACUCCUUUAUAGUUGCAAAUCAGUGACCGAGGUUAGUCAGGUUCAGAAACGUAAAAUGCACUUAUAGCAUUGCACCUUGUGGUCGUGACCUCUUUUGAGCCUUGCUGUGCAUUAUGGCUUAUAGUUCACAGCUGGAUUGCUUGCUAUGCCUAACUGCUGACAUAAGGCUCUCUGUGUUUGGGGGAGGUUGCGGUGGCCUGAGUGCCUCAAGGCGUGACACGGUUUGGUCAGUAUUACAAAAUGUCUCGUGCAUUUUUACACGUUUCGUAUUCAGGGCAGCAAAAUGAGUCGCACGAACUAAGUUCAUUCAUGGUGUCGAGGAACACAGAAAAUUGUCGUGGAUGAGCUCCGAAUCAUUUUUAACCAGGAAGCCGUCACCAAGCUCAGCUAAUCGUUGGCACCUAAGGGGUUAAAUAACGCUUUUUGUGCUGGGGGUCUCACUGCCCAGUAAAACCCCCCAGGCGGGCAGAAUUGAUUCAUGUACAGCCAGUGUGACGUCGCUCAUGAUCGUAGUUGUCUCGCCACAUAACCGGAAAUUGCUGUCAUCAAAAGAUAACUCUUACGGUUUGUCUUCCUGUGGAUGUGUCACAUCCCUUUUGGGUUCCUCGAUAACGUGCUACGAUCAUCACUGCCUAGCGCCACUGCAGUGACAUGGCCAACAAUCUGAGGAUCGAAGCGCUGUUUUGUCAGAGAGCACGUAAGCAGACGUCUGUCUCCUUUAGUAAGCCAUGAACCAUGUCCAAAAAUUUUCUUCAAGCUGAACAUGCUAGCACUAAAAGUGUGUUUUGAGAAGUGCUUCCAGCGGAGGAAAUACUGUUUGAUUUCCAAAGACUGCAAAUCUAGCUCAGCCUUUGAUGUCAUGCAUGCAAGGUUCUGUGGCAUGUAAUGACAUCCAGCUAUAGCGCGUUGUAGGCAUUACACCUCUGACGUAACAUUGCAUCAUUGUGGCGUGUUCUUGUCAGUGCUCUUCAGCUUGCAUCCACGACUGAAAUUGCAGCUUCUACCAAAUUUUAAAAGCAUUUUGGACUGCCUCCAGAGUUCCUCUAACACAGCUAUGAAAAAAAACAAAAGAGCUGUGUUCACUGAAGCACCUUUGUCCUCUCCUUGAAUUUGUUCCUUCUCAUGGAGCAGGAGCAUGGAAGGCUCCUCCAACAUGUGUUCCUUUUUUUACUGCAUGAUAUGAACGCAAGAAAAUUAGCGCGAAAAUUAGUUAAUAAAAGUGGGCGCAGUGGUGGCGCUCUCUCCCAGCUCCUCCUCGCGUGUUGUGACGUCAGAUCAUCCAGGCACUUUAAUUGGCUACCGAGAAUCGUCUGCUACGGCGCGGGUGCAAGGCGGCCGGUCGACUGCUCUGCUCCAGACGCCGGGCAAGCUGCGCCAAAUACAACCGAAAAAAAUAAAAGAUGGCGCGUGCUUCGCUAUUGGGCGGACGACGUGACAUCACAGACUGACAGCCGAGAGAAGGAGCUUUUUUUGACCCGCGAGAUUGAAAGCUCUGUUGCGCACCAAGAUUGUCCGCGGCACUCUACAUUUCGUGAGAAUGUGCGUCCCACGGCUUGCAAUCCCAAUCUGUACUCCUGAUAUAUUUCUUUUUUGCCCUUCCAUGCUCCUGUAAAGAGCAGCCGUUACCUGUAUUCAAGUAGCACCUACAGCAAACCUGAUGCACGUCAAGUAGCUGGUGUCCUGUACGAUAGUUCUAUGCAAAUGUAUUUAUGUACAAUAGCACUAUAUUCAUAUGAGAAGUAUUCUACCCCUGUGUACACUCGCUGGUACUCAAAGUGUUAUUGAAGUGCCUGUGCAUUUUUGUAGCCCAAAAAUCGGUUGCAGUAUUUUAGUUUUUCCUGCAAUUUUAUACCUAAAAAUCUAGUCAAAGAAAGUUAUCGUGGACAUGUGUUAUUCUUAUUAGAGUAUUUUAUCGUUUUGUUGGUCAGCAGAAAGCGUAAAAUACUGUGAACGUGUAGUUCUGAAUACAAAUAAAGAAAGGUACCAGUUA
Ornithodoros turicata is the source of this 7651-nucleotide messenger RNA. Its product is annotated as vinexin-like. The coding region runs from base 213 to 2825 and encodes 870 amino acids. Gene Ontology annotation, molecular function: protein binding. The record is from RefSeq and is a predicted model, not a curated record. NCBI's taxonomy places the organism in Eukaryota, Metazoa, Arthropoda, Arachnida, Ixodida, Argasidae. The transcript is spliced from 29 exons.